CAUCUAUAUCCCACCACCACCACUACAUCUCAAUCACCACCAAGUAGCACCAUGCCCAAAGCUCCCCUCCUUAAGGGCCUCCUCCUCCCCAUUGGGGAAAUCCCUCUAGACAGCAUCCACCCCGACCCCAAUAUCAGCUGCACCAAGAAGGACCUGAAAACAAUCACAUCCUAUAACCUCCUCCCCAAGAAGGAAAAGAGCAUGGUAGUUCCAGGAACCCCCUCGAUCUACAAACCCCCCACCACCCCCAUGCACAUCCCCCCGGACUCAGGAAAAUACAUCCUAGACCCCAACAGCCUCAUCUUCCCCAACUGCACCUUGGAACCUCUCCUCCGCGCCAUCACCACCACCACCACAACCACCACCGGCAAACCCAAAGUGAACCUCACCACAACAGACCUAAUAACCGACCGGCGCAACCUCCGCCUCCUCCUCGGAUUCGUCAGCUCGAGCAAAAAGCCCUUCCGAAUCGACGUGGAAGUAAUCCACUCUACCGUCCUCCUCUCCCUCUGGACAAGCAGCAAGACAAACUUCGUAGGUCAAUUCCAGGGGUACGGCCACUCCUUCGAAAAAGCCGCGACUUGGAACCCGCGCUACGUGCGCGGGAGCAUCAUCCAUAACCGAGCGGUGCGGUAUACCCUCGGCGGGAUACAUAUCUUGCUGAGGUAUGAAGUGGAUGCAUGUAUGCCUGGAAAACCACCAGCGCCAGCACCACCACACAAUCUCACAAAUACUCCCACCAAUACCAAUCAUCAAUCCCCCCCCAGCGGAAUCAAGGUAAUACAUUCAGGAACAUUGGUCCACCCACACCGAAUUAUCGAGAUAAAAACCGGGCCAGUGAGUAAACGCCUCGACAACUCGAAGAAUCUAGAGCAGAUGUGGUUUUCCCACACCCCGAUUCUAUGUACGGGGCAGUAUCAGCCCGAUGGGACGUUCCUGCCGGCAAGGGCGCAGAAUAUGGAGAAGGAGGGGAGGCUGGAGCAGUGGGAGAGGGAUAAUGAGGAGAAGAUACGGAAGCUGGUUAGGGUGUUGGAGAUGGUGUUUGAGGUGGUGAGGGGCGUGCCGCAUAGGUGUGCGUUGGUGCAUGAUGGGGAUGGUGUGUUGAGGGUGUAUCAGGUUGAUGAGAAUGCGAAGGGAGGGUUGGGGAGGGGGGUGCCGAGGGAUUUGAGGGCGUUGUGGGAUGUCAAUGUUAAGUAG
Messenger RNA from Aspergillus eucalypticola CBS 122712, 1197 nucleotides. RefSeq lists its product as uncharacterized. The record is from RefSeq and is a predicted model, not a curated record. The coding region runs from base 52 to 1197 and encodes 381 amino acids. The transcript has 2 exons. Lineage: Eukaryota; Fungi; Ascomycota; Eurotiomycetes; Eurotiales; Aspergillaceae.